Molecule: messenger RNA, 3771 nt
Organism: Xiphias gladius (swordfish)
Lineage: Eukaryota; Metazoa; Chordata; Actinopteri; Istiophoriformes; Xiphiidae
Gene: osr2
Product: odd-skipped related transciption factor 2
Exons: 3
Coding region: 2476-3411 (311 amino acids)
Biological process (GO): urogenital system development; regulation of transcription by RNA polymerase II; embryo development
Cellular component (GO): nucleus
Molecular function (GO): DNA-binding transcription factor activity, RNA polymerase II-specific; RNA polymerase II transcription regulatory region sequence-specific DNA binding
Source: RefSeq, a predicted model, not a curated record
GCUCCGGAGGAGACUCCCGCGCUGCCGCUGUCUCUCCUCCAAACUUCUUCGUCUCUCUCCACAGCUUGUCACAUCUCUGCAAAGGUCCGAGACAUCCGAGUUGGCUGCAUGGCUACAUGAAAGUUUCAUGGACUUGGAACUUGGAAAACUUUUAGCGGCGCUUUAUUGGAGCUCGUCGCUUCUAUAGUUACUGUGGAUUACUGACAUACCGCAGGACCUUUGGCAGCUAUUUAUUGGGGGUAAGAUUGUGUUUGGCAGGGUAUAUGUCCGACUUUUGCAGGAAGGGGACCGACCUCACUCAACUCACUUGUUAUAACUUUCUGUGUGAAGACAGAAACGUAACUUUUACUGUUUGCGCCACAGGGCCUAAAAGAAAGAGAAGUUGUUCGAAUUGUCAGUAAAAAAAAAAAAAAAAAGGAAAAAAAAAAGGGGGCAAGUUUUCAUGGACAAAAACUAGAUCAAAUGUUUGUUCUAAGGGGGUUUAUCGCUUCGUGGUGAUCACCAGCGUGAAGCCAUAGUUCCCCCACGUUUUGACAUCACUGGUCUCCGUCGGCAGCGCAUAACAAUGCUGAAACAAGCAGUGGCCUUCGCGUUUGUAGACUUGUCGCGACUUAUAGAGGUGGGGAACCUUCUGCCAGAGUGGGCAUUUCAAGAGCGCGACGGGGCACCUAGGGGCUGCUGUCGAAGUGCAGACGAGGUCCAAAGGUUAUUGAGAGACGAACAGGUUGAGCGAAGUCGGUACACAUGGACAAAGAACAAGUGCCUGCAUGGUGGCUUCUGUCUCACCCGUGCAAAAGAAAAAAAAAAUCCGCUCGUCUCCCACAUGUAGCGUGUGUGAAAGGGAAAGCGGCGCAGAGAGAGAGAGUGAUAGUAUCUGUGAAACAAAUAGCCCACGGCGACCGGACUGAGACGAGCCACUAGCCCCUCCAGCUAGCAUGUGAGCUGGACGCUGGCUCCGCGAGCCCCUCUCGAAGUGGGACUAAAGCCUUCACCUACGCGAGGGCUCCGGUUCCCCGGGCUCUGUGAAACAUUACGUUAAAAACAUGCCUUGGCCCUGAUCCGUUAGAAACGACUCCGAGCUCACUAUUUCGCGAUCCAAAAAUAGACGAACUUCGGUUGGGGUUUUUUGAUUUGUUUUCCUUUGUUUUUUUUUUCUUCUUGUUUGUCAGCCUCGACCAAAUCUAAAGGUCAGCUCACUGUUGCACCGCUGGCCCGCUGCCAGUCCCGCUUUCACCAUCCGGAGUCUUGAACUUGUCCCGUGGAUUUUUUUUUUUCUUCUUUUUUUUUUCUGUGGGAAAACAGAACUUGUCAUCCCCCACGAACGUGGAACCUGUCCCUCUAUUUUCUUGCGCUGUCAGCUCACCUUGUUUCAUUUCCCUGCGUCGCGGAGAGAGGUGGCCUCUGUUUUUUUUUUUAUUCAAUGCAAACAUCGCUCCGUGUGAAAGUAGCCUCAUAUGUCUUUAGGUUCUUCGCUACCAUGUUCUCUGGCCCCGGGGAAACCCGUGCUAUACAAAAAAACAUGCGGCAUAAAUUAAAACAGACCCAAAAGCAAAAUAUUAGUGCCUAUAAAAUUUGCUGGCUACUGCCCGAAACCAUACAAAUAAAAAGCACAUGCAUUUCCAGCGAAGAUUAAAGUAACUUUCUUGUGGUUAAUAGCCAGCAUUUGUGCGUUUUGCUCUGACUCAUGUCCAUGCACUUAAUAACGUAUUUGAUCUCUGCUGGCAACAUUUCAGACUCCUACAAAUCUACAUACAGAGCACUUGUUUUGCAUUGUGAAACACCAACUACAGCCAUCAAAUACAGCGUGUCUUCUCUAAUGACCUUAUAUGAGAUUUACUGUUUCAGUCAGGGAGCACCGAAUAUGUCAUUUACAGUGUUAAGCGAUGCCAUAUGAGUCUUCUUACACCCAGCUAAUUUAGUUACCGUGACUGAUGUGUUUUAUAAAAUUGCUUUGCAGCGCCUGUCCCUUUUUAAGGAACAAACUUUGCUUUUGCUCAUGCGUAAAAUAUGUGUUUACAUGAUCUCAGUGCUUUUGCUGAAGACAAGCAGGGUUUUAGACAUCACUGUCAUUAUUGGACAGUACAGCUGCGCCUUUAAAGGCUGUUCAGUUUAUGGGCCUGAUUAGCUCCAUGGCUCUGUACUAUCUUUUUUUAUUUUUUUAAAAAUCAAGUAAUGAAUUUGCGCUCUAAUCUGGGUACAGGUCAUUCCCGUUUGAUCGCUGGAGGAGUACGAGCACUGCUGUCAUGUUAAAUUAGAAUAGAAAAUAUGCCUAAAAAUCUCUCUCAAGUGAAAUCGUUGGACAGGCGAACAGGUGGUUUUACCGUAUCAUGACCACUAACUGAGGGUCACACUUUGCCUGCCUUUGUAACCACAUAAAUACCGGCUACCAUGUGGCAUUUACACACGAAACUCGACUUUCUCCCCCCCCCCCCUCCCAGGGUUAUCACGCUGUCCUCUGCAGAGGUCUGAGUCGAGAUGGGGAGCAAAGCCCUGCACGCUCCGAUCCCCCUGCACCCGGCCCUCCAGCUCACAAACUACUCCUUCCUGCAGGCCGUCAACACUUUCCCCGCUGACCAGCUGCAGGGGCUGUACGGCCUCAGCGCGGUGCAAACCAUGCACAUGAACCACUGGACUCUUGGUUACCCACACAUUCAAGGACUGAGGUCGACGAUCACAGAGAUGGCAGCCGCCCAGGGUCUGGUCGACCCCAGGAUUCCCUUCCCAGCGAUACCCUUCACAGCCGCGGCGCAGCUCUUCCAUCCGAAACAAGCCGCCGUUGCGCACGGCGUCCCCUCGCUGCACAAGGACAGGCCGCGGUUUGAUUUCGCCAACCUGGCCCUCGCUGCCACUCAGGAGGACCCGCCGAAAGCUGCGGAUCUGGCGAAGUUGGCAUCGGGACUAGGGGGAACCAUCUCCGAGCUGAGCAAGCUGUCCCCGGAAAGAAAACCCACCCGGGGCAGGCUCCCGUCCAAAACUAAAAAGGAAUUUAUUUGCAAGUUCUGCGGCAGGCAUUUCACCAAGUCCUACAACCUCCUCAUCCACGAGAGGACCCACACAGAUGAGCGGCCGUAUACCUGUGAUAUUUGCCACAAGGCCUUCAGAAGACAAGACCAUCUCAGAGACCACAGAUACAUCCACUCCAAGGAAAAACCAUUCAAAUGUCAAGAAUGUGGAAAAGGAUUCUGUCAGUCUCGAACUCUAGCCGUCCAUAAAACCUUACAUAUGCAGGAGUCUCCCCACAAAUGCCCCACAUGCGGAAGAACCUUUAAUCAAAGAAGUAACCUGAAAACUCACCUUCUCACCCAUACAGACAUCAAGCCCUACAGCUGUGGCCGCUGCGGAAAGGUGUUUCGGCGCAACUGUGACUUGCGACGGCACAGUUUGACGCACAGCCCACAUCAGGACUACUAGCCUGGACAGACUAACAAAAUAACAAUGGACAAAACGCAGGAAGACAAGCCAGCGAGUUUUCUCUUCGGCUACUUUUUUUUUUUUUUCUUUUUUCUUUUUUUUUCGUGUUUUGUUUUUGUUCAAAGACAAUCUCCAAAUCAGGACACGUUUACUGCAGCACAUUUUUAAAGCGGACUUUGGUUGCACCUCAAGUGGGACAGCAGCGGAGCCAUGGCCAUGUCCAGCUUUCAAACCACCUGUAAAUAUCAAGACCAUGUACAUAAUGUUGUUUUUUUAUUUUCUUUUCUGACCUUGAAAUUAUAAAGUUGUCAAAAACAGUCAUAAGUUUAAAGUAUGUUAAAAUGUAUUUUAGAAAUAAAU